UGUACGAUAAAUAACGAUAAUUUCUGUUCGCAUUUGAAUUUUCUCUUGUAACGAACUUCCGUAGAAGUAAUUGAUUAACGAGAAAUUUUUAUAAUUUGGAUUAAGAUGAACGCCAUAAUGCGAUUCGACGAAACUAAGCACAACGCCUUCCAAAAAAUCGUGGCAAGGUUCUUGAUUCUUGAUUUGUGGAUAUUAAUGAAACUCAGACGUGUUUUUAAGGCGUGCCUUAAAUUAUUAUUACCAGCUGUUGAAAUAUUGUGCGUUCUGGGAGUAGGAGCUUGUAUACUCUUUGCAUAUACAUUGAUGCAGAUAAAGGUAGACGUUCCUGCAUAUAGCGAGGGUUACAAUCACGGAAAGAUAAAACCUCUGCGAGAAAAUUUACUUAGCUUGACAGAUGCAUCGAGAAUUGACGCCUCGCGUAUGAAGAAAGAAUUUAUAUUGCUGAAGAAUCAAGCGCAGAGUCUGGAGAUAAUGUUGCGCAAAAUGAAAUCAAAAUUUAGAAGCCUUCAAAUACAUAACGAAGUUAAAGAGGACUUGGCGGAUUUCGCAUCUGAAGCAGCUGGUGCAUCGAUUUUGGAUACUCCGGAUACACAAUCCUUUUAUGAACCAGCUCAAAGCCAAAUAACUCUCUUUGGAAUUCCAUUAUGGAGUGCCAGUUACUUCACUCCACGAAAAAUCAUUCAGCCUUGGACCCAACCUGGGGAAUGUUGGGCAUUUCAUGGAUCCAAAGGAAAAGUAGAAAUUGCAUUAGCAUAUCCUGCAAUAAUUGGAAGAGUAACUUUGGAACAUAUUCCAGCAUCAGUUUCUCUAACAGGGAAAAUAGAUUCAGCUCCUAAAGCAUUUAAUCUCUUGGGAAAGUCCCAAGAUGGUUAUAUACUAAUUGAUAAGUUUGUUUACAACAUUCGUGGCUCACCUUCGCAGACAUUUCAAGUUAACAAUAAGGAUGUGCACAAGGUGCCUUUUAACAAAGUAAUGCUGGAGAUCUUAUCAAAUUGGGGACAUCCAGAGUAUACCUGUAUUUACAGAUUUAGAGUUCAUGGAAGGAUAUUCCAGAAAUCGGAUAGGAUGGGACAAGCAUAUAAGUAUCUGAAGACAUAUUAAUGCGUAGAAAACAAUUUUGUCAAGGAAUAAAUAAACGGUUGUUAAAGUUUA
Messenger RNA from Cephus cinctus (wheat stem sawfly), 1152 nucleotides. Its product is annotated as SUN domain-containing protein 2. NCBI's taxonomy places the organism in Eukaryota, Metazoa, Arthropoda, Insecta, Hymenoptera, Cephidae. Gene Ontology annotation, biological process: nuclear envelope organization. The transcript is spliced from 8 exons. Gene Ontology annotation, molecular function: protein-membrane adaptor activity. The record is from RefSeq and is a predicted model, not a curated record. Gene Ontology annotation, cellular component: nuclear envelope; meiotic nuclear membrane microtubule tethering complex. Bases 106 to 1101 code for a protein of 331 amino acids.